This is a messenger RNA of Knipowitschia caucasica, 909 nucleotides long. The record is from the annotation of a GenBank genome assembly. Lineage: Eukaryota; Metazoa; Chordata; Actinopteri; Gobiiformes; Gobiidae.
AUGGACUUUGAGGUGGAAGGCGUAAAGAUCCCGGAGAAGGGUGUUGUUAUUGUCAAGGAUGACUGCUCUACUCAUCCACUGCUCAUUGGAAUGAAUGUGAUUGGUGCAUGUUGGGAUGCUGUUUUUAAGCAGGGGAAGCCAGCUCUCUCCCCCAAGAGAUGGGAGUCCCAGCAGGUGUGGCGAGAAGCGUUUGCUGUGUGCCGGAGGACCAUCGCGACACCACCGGGAGAUGGGUUUUUGGGCUACGAAGCGGAAGCAUGGGGAAUAGCCAGAACCCUAUCUGUGGUGCGAGGCGGGAGGGUCCCUGUCCGUGUCUGUAACCCACAAUUGUACCCAGUCUAUAUAGGACGCUAUCAGAAGCUGGGCCGGUUAUACCACGUGGAGGAGGGUGAUGUUCAGGGAGCCCGUGACCUGAGCCUGACCAUGGGUCCGGAUGGUGUCGUAGAGGUUGGCCUAGUGGACACUCCGGACUCCAAAGAGGAACACACCGAAGAGGGGGUGAACAAGCUCGUUGACUGCCCUCAUUUGACCCAUCAACAACAGCUGGAGCUCCAGGCUCUGCUCCAGAAGUGGAGAAAGGUUUUUGCUACAAAUGAAGAGGAUUUUGGGAGGACUGACUUGGUUCAGCAUCGUAUUCACACGGCAGACGCCCCUCCCACCAAAGAAAGCAUCUGGAGGAGGUUCCCCGCCAAUCCCUCCACAGAACUAAGCGGUGAGGUGGCUCGGCUCACUGCGGCUCUGGAGAUGGCCCCCACAACUCAGGAGCUGGGGUUACACUUGGAGGAGGACUGGAGGAUCUUGCAAGGCGCGGACUGCGAUAUCCACACAGUGGCCGGUUCUCUGAAAAAAAAUCAGCAUAAAUAUGGCAUGUGCGAAAUCCGCAAGGUGGACGGUCUACAGAAGGUGUAG